Colossoma macropomum (tambaqui) is the source of this 4475-nucleotide messenger RNA. Its product is annotated as somatostatin receptor type 2-like. Gene Ontology annotation, biological process: neuropeptide signaling pathway; cellular response to estradiol stimulus; cellular response to glucocorticoid stimulus. Gene Ontology annotation, cellular component: neuron projection; membrane. The transcript is spliced from 2 exons. Gene Ontology annotation, molecular function: somatostatin receptor activity; neuropeptide binding. The record is from RefSeq and is a predicted model, not a curated record. Lineage: Eukaryota; Metazoa; Chordata; Actinopteri; Characiformes; Serrasalmidae. Bases 220 to 1335 code for a protein of 371 amino acids.
UGCCGUUGCGGAUCUCUCCUCAUUCUCUGUGUCAUCGCAGAGCAUUCAGCACUCAUCCUCCAUGUGUAAUGCGAGUCAGAUUGACCAGAGCAGGAGAAACAAAAUAUCACUCAAAAGAAUUUCACCACAAUGGUAUGGAUUGCGCCAUCGCUCUGCUGCGGUCUCUGUGAAGGUGACAUGACAUAUUCAAGAAUGUCAGAAAUCUGAGAGAGCGGCACCAUGGAUCCUUGGAUAUUUCCAUCCUCGCCCCCCAACCUGUCCGAGCCCCUCAUGUAUGACAGCUUCAUUGUGGGCAAUGACUCGGACGAGGGCCUUAGGAAUGCGACUGACCACAGUUUCACCAGGACCAGCACAGUGGUCAUCACCUUCAUUUACUUUGUGGUUUGCGCUGUAGGGCUUAGUGGCAAUGCUCUGGUCAUCUACGUCAUCUUGCGUUAUGCUAAGAUGAAGACGGUGACCAAUAUCUACAUCCUCAACCUGGCUGUGGCUGAUGUGCUUUUCAUGUUGAGCCUCCCCUUUAUCGCCAUCCAGCUAGCCCUGGUCCACUGGCCCUUUGGUGCAGCGCUGUGCCGUGUGGUCAUGACCGUUGACUCUCUUAAUCAGUUCACCAGCAUCUUCUGUCUGAUGGUGAUGAGCAUCGACCGCUACUUAGCUGUGGUGCAUCCCAUCAAGUCUACUAAAUGGAGGAAACCCCGGGUGGCCAAGACCAUCAACUUGGCAGUGUGGGUAGUCUCCCUGCUGGUCAACAUGCCCAUCGUCAUCUACAGUGGCUUGAUUACCAAGCCAGGCGGUUGCUUUUGUACCAUUGUGUGGCCUGAGCCGGAGGAGGCCUACUACACAGCCUUCAUGUUCUACACCUUCUUUCUGGGCUUCUUCUUGCCCUUGAUGGUCAUUUGCCUGUGCUACCUGCUCAUCAUCAUCAAAGUGAAAUCUUCUGGGAUACGAGUGGGCUCCUCGAAGAGGAAGCGCUCCGAGAGGAAGGUGACACGCAUGGUCUCCAUUGUGGUAGCCGUGUUCGUCUUCUGUUGGCUGCCGUUUUACGUCUUCAACGUGACAUCGGUGACGGGCACCAUCAGCACGACGCCCAUUUUGAGGAGCACCUUCGCCUUUGUGGUGGUCCUGGGAUACGCCAACAGCUGUGCCAACCCCAUCCUGUAUGCCUUCUUGUCGGAGAACUUCAAGAAGAGCUUCCAGAACGUUCUGUGCCUCAAAAAGGUAGGUGGCCUGGAUGAGAUCGAGCGCAGUGACAGCAGGCAGGACAAGUCGCGGAUGAUGAACGAUCCCACUGAGACUCAGAGCACGCUGCUGAAUGGAGACCUGCAGACCAGCAUCUGAGAGAGAGGAGCCAAUCACUCCUAAACCUGUAGGUGCACAUACGAAUACUGCACUUACUUGUGCAAGAAACAGAUGGACAAGGAAGUUCAGAGAGAAACUGAGCAUGGGGAAAGAUAAAUCCAACAGAUGGUGAGUGCUCAACAGGCAUUCACAGUAAGCGUGUUGGUCAGUUUCUCCAAUUUAAAAAAUGCAAACCACAUGACUUAACCUUUUGCAGUGCUAGGUCAUCUUGAACCUUUUCAAAAAUGAGGAAAACUCACCUGAAAUAUUUUAAGAUAUUAAAACAAAGUUUAAUUCUGAUGGCCCUGCAUACCUAAAAGUACCAGAUCACAAUGACCAUGAGGGUCAUGCUGACAACAGAACAGAAUCCCUACUACAUAAGGAGUCAAGGUUUGCAUGUAGCUGAGAAAGUGCUCCUGGAAAACAGAUCUCUAGGAGACCCAUGUAUGGAGAACGCUCACAAAUCCAAGACUAUUAACUUUGCAGAGCUCAUCUAUCCAUUUUGAUGGAUGGAUUUGUUUUUCUCUCAAGGGGAAAGACUGAAGGAACUACCACUCUUCUGAUUGAGAACUCUCAAAUUGUUAUUAUUUUAAGUGCCGCCUCUGAAAAAUGAAGGUGCCCCCAAGCGUGGCACCACUUAUGAAUGUUUAUUGUCUACAGAAUGGGACUGAAUGCCUACAUUUAUGUGACUUAGACAGAAUGUACAGUUUUGUAUUUUACACUUUCUGGUUCAAGAAAUGAUUCAUUUACACACGUAAUGUGAUGUAGAAUAGUGAACGGUAUUUGCUUAGACCUGGUUCAAGUGAACUAUUCCUCCCUUAUCCUUAUGUAGCCUGCCUAGAGUGUUUGAUGGCAUAACUGCUGGCUUAACACUAACCAAACUGCUGCUAGAUUGUAUAGACUCGUGUAUUCGAAGAUGACAUUGUCUAGUUCUUGUUGUGUGUAUUAACUUCUUUAAGCGGGCCUUAGCAUUCUUGGUUAUUUACAAAACUGGAUGUUUUUCAGAAAGAAAUUUAUUUAAAAAAAUACAAGAAUGAGCACAGCAAUGGUCAUUUAUGAUGGACACCAUGAGUGACUUUCAGAGAUGUAAAUAGAAUUACAGUUAGAGAGCAUCUUAUGCCAUAUUCUUGUAUAUAAAACAAAAGUGAGAAAGAAGGAGAUACAUGUUGUGGGAAGAGACCUCCUCCCACAAUUCCUAAGAUAAAGAUUUCGACCCUGAUGUGUCCUUCCUCGUGAUGUGAACACACACACACACACACACACACACACACACACACACACACACACUUGCAUGGUGACAUACCUUUCGAGGGCAGCCAUGAGAGGACGGAGCACCAGAGUAUGGAGGAGUCUCUCCAGCAGCUCUCUUCAGUCCUCACGGAGAUGUCAAAUUGUGAAGGGCUAGAACAUGCACCCUCCUGGGUUCUCAUGUUCCUUCUGAUUGCAGCUUCAUUCACUCCUCUCAUCCUCACAAUCCAUGCCUGCUGUGCUGAAAGUUGGUCCCUGUUAAUAAUGAAUAGCAGGUUAUUGGUGUGAUAACAUUUAUCUUUGCAAGGUUUGCUUGUCGUUCAGUGUGCCUUUUCCCCUUGUUGGACGUGCAAGUGUGUGAAGAUGCUCUAUUUAAAUAGAGUGAAAAGCUGCUUAUGGGAAGCUGUUGCUGCUUUUAAUCUACAAUUUCUUGAUAUAAGUGAAAAUGGUAUGAAAACAAGUAAAUGAAAUCUGACGCGUCAAAAUUGAACCUCUACUGAUAGGAAUUGUUUUAGCAUGUAUGAAUUCACUCACUAAGAACUUGUGCAUAUUUUCCCAUAUAGCAAAGCUUCAAUGGGUGCUGCAAACCCAUGACUAGCUAUGCAGCCAUUUAGAAUAAAGUAAUAUUAUUUGAAAAAUUUUGGAAAAUAUUGUUUUAUGUUUUAUGACUGACACAUAAUCAUAUCCUGAUAAAUAAACUAUAGCUUGCUAUUAAGCAUAGCUAGCUAACAUUUAACUUGAUACACACAGACAAAAGUGUUGCAGAUUUGCAGUGAUUGGACCCUGACCAAAUAUUAGUGACCAAAAUUCAAUAAAGGGGCCAGGAGAAACACAACCUGUUGCUCCUAGCAAAAAUUCAGAUAAAUGCACUUUUGCAGGACGUUACUGACUGUCAAAGUAUUCCACAGAGUAAAUAUACGCUUUUUACACAUGUAGAAACAAUUUUAUUUAAUUUUUACUGUAAUAUCACUUUGCUUAUAUUUACUAUUUUAUGUAUCAUUGCACCCACUCACUGAAAAGGCAAGCUCCGCCCUGUUUUUCUCAAUGUCAAUAACAUUUUGAUGAUGCAGUUCUAAUAAUUACAUGCUCAAGUGAAAAUCUUUCUAGUUAAAAAUGAAUUAUUAAAUGAGAAAAUCGAGUUCUUACGUGUAAAAAUUUAAUUCUUACAAUUCUAGUGAGAAUUUAGUUUGAACAUCUAAUAAUUAGAAAGUCAGUCAGGCAUAAAGUAAUUUUUACUUGUAAAAACAAAAAUGGCUCCUUUGAUUAAGAAAAGGCCAGGAAUUUUUCCUAAUCAGAACGGAAUUCUUACAUGCUCAUAUAUAAUUCCCAUUAGUACAAUUUAAAUGUUGACCUUCAGUAUUGAGUAUUUUCAGUAUUUUGCAUGUUAAAUUUAGUUUGUUUACUGGUAUUAAUAACACUUCUAUAAUUUGAUUGAUGCUGUUAAGAAACAAAGUAAAAGCUAACUCGGCUUGUCAUACAUGCAAGCCUUUUGCACUGUCUAAAGUAUGUUCCCCUCAGUGCUGUAUCACAUGUGUUCAAAUGACACCUGAUGACUGUUGCUUGAGGUAAAGACUCUGAAACUCUGGUUCAGUCGGCAAAAGCACUGCCAGUUGUACAUAUUUAUAGCAUUAGGCUGUAAUAACAUGAUGCUGUCCAUCAUAUUUAUUAAUAGAAACCAAAUGUAGAUAUUACAGCCAUUGUUUUCACCAUCGCAGGUUUUAGCACUCUACUGCAUAUGUUAUGAGAGCAAUUAAAAAUAUAUAUAUUAGAUUCACUUUUCUGGCAUAAAAUGGACCUGAUUAUUAAAUAUUAAAACAUUUUUUGAAAAAUAAUGUGUGCAGAGGUCAUUUUGGGGUAUGUUGCCCUGAGGCAACAUUGUGCGACAAUGAGAA